Molecule: messenger RNA, 2207 nt
Organism: Stylophora pistillata
Lineage: Eukaryota; Metazoa; Cnidaria; Anthozoa; Scleractinia; Pocilloporidae
Product: splicing factor U2AF 50 kDa subunit
Biological process (GO): mRNA processing
Cellular component (GO): nucleus
Molecular function (GO): RNA binding
Source: RefSeq, a predicted model, not a curated record
CAUAGUUCCUCACUACGUGAAGAAACUGUCGUCCAUGCUUGUUUAGCCUUUACCGAGAAAGUACUUAAGCUUUCAGACGAAUAUGGCAGCAGUAGACGGGGCUGGGUUCAAUUUGGAUGAAGAUAUCGGUGCUAAAAUAAGUGGAUUUCGGAAGGAAUACGACAACGACCGCGAUGGCCGAGAAGAUUACGGUGACCGCUCAAGAGACAGAGGUGAUAGAGGCAGAGAUCGACGUUGAAGAUCCAGAUCAAGAUCAAGAAGUCCUAACAGGGACCGAAGAAACUUUGGUGGUGGAAGGGACAGAUACCGAGGGGGGAACAGGUCCCCCUCACCACCAAGGAGGAGGAGAAAGAGGGAAAGCUUAUGGGACAGGCCCCCAAUUGGAUAUGAGCAUUUGACACCAGCUCAGUACAAGGCUAUGAGAGCUGCUGGCCAGAUACCAGUCAAUGCAGGUGGUCCAGUCCCUGGCGGCACUGUCAGCAGUUUACCACAGGGAAGUCAGAUGACAAGGCAGGCUCGAAGAUUGUAUGUUGGAAACAUUCCUUUUGGUAUAACAGAGAACCUGAUGAUAGAAUUCUUUAAUGCCAAAAUGCAAGAAGCCAAGUUAAACACAGCACCAGGAAACCCUGUCAUUGCUGCACAGAUCAACUUGGAACAAAAUUUUGCCUUUAUUGAGCUUCGUUCAGUUGAAGAGACCACUCAAGCUAUGGCUUUUGAUGGAAUUAUCUUGGAGGGUCAGUCUUUAAAAAUUAGAAGACCUAAGGAUUACCAGCCUAUUCCAGGAAUGUCAGAAACAGCCACAAUUCAUGUGCCAGGUGUUGUUUCAACUGUCGUGCCUGACUCCCCUCACAAGAUUUUCAUCGGAGGUUUGCCAAACUACCUUAAUGAAGAUCAGGUCAAGGAGCUGUUGGCAUCCUUUGGUGAGCUCAAAGCCUUUAAUCUUGUGAAAGACAGUGCCACUGGCCUCUCAAAGGGAUAUGCUUUCUGUGAAUAUGUGGAUCUAACCAUUACAGAUGUGGCAAUCACUGGACUGAAUGGUAUGCAGCUUGGAGAGAAAAAGUUAAUUGUUCAGAGAGCUAGUGUAGGAGCCAAGACCAACAUGAAUAAUCCUGAUGCAAUAAACAUGAUCCCAGCCCAGAUGCAGAUACCCGGUCUUGACCUGUCAGCAAAUCUACAGAACAGUGCUACAGAAGUUCUGUGUCUAAUGAAUAUGUUGGACAUUGAAGAACUCAUGGAUGACGAGGAAUAUGAAGAAAUUUACGAAGAUGUUCGCGCAGAGUGUUCUAAGUAUGGCACAGUUGUCAGCCUUGAAAUACCAAGACCUGUGGAAGGUUUUGAGCCACCUGGCUGCGGGAAGAUAUUCGUGGAAUUCGGUGGACCGGACGACUCCAAGAGCGCUGCUCAAGCCCUGGCCGGCCGCAAGUUUGCUAACCGAGUGGUGGUGACGUCAUUCUACGCUCCAGAAAUGUAUCAUAGGAAGGAGUUCCAUUAGUUGAUGACGUCAUACUGUUGUACGAAACUAAACCAGUACUUCGACACCUUUGUUGAAAUGUAGUCGUUCGUUUGAAAACUCCUGUUUUAGAUUGCUUUUCGAUUGUAGAACCAAAACCAAACUAAAACAGCCAAUCCAAACAUUCAUAACGGUAAAUACUGGAGGAGGCCAAUUUGAUUUCCAAGGAAAUACAUGUGACCGGCCUCAGAUACAGGAAAAUGAGAAUUAUCUUGUUAUAGUUGGUUUAAGUUUUACAUCUGAGGGCACGGUUGUUUGCUUAAGUUUUGAGAAAAAAAUGCAACAAAUUCAAGAAAGAGAAAAGUUCCAAGCUGAGAAGUUGAACCUCGACAAUUGUGAUUUUCUAUGGGAAUGUGAUCGAAAGCUUUUUAAAUCCUUGGAGUACAAUUGGUGAAGCAGCAAAUUUACGAAGCUAGACUUCGGAAAGUGUUAUUGACUUUCGGCAAAGGAAUUACAUUUUCUCCAGGAAGCUCUAUCUUUUCGUUAUCCUCGUAGAAGUUCUCUUUAUGAUUUAUUGGCCACCCGUCAACUUUUUUUUUAUUGAUAUUUACUAAAGCUCAGCAAGAAGCAGCGAAAACAAGCGGAUUAUUCGUAUUUUCCUUAAGCAUGUUAAGAUUUUUCAUAUGAUCAUGUUUCUAACCGAUGUGCCGUGUUGUUGAUGUGCUUGGAAAUAUAACAUACUAAAAGUGUUUUCCUC